Messenger RNA from Camponotus floridanus (Florida carpenter ant), 2268 nucleotides. Its product is annotated as calcium-independent phospholipase A2-gamma. Gene Ontology annotation, cellular component: membrane. The transcript is spliced from 9 exons. The record is from RefSeq and is a predicted model, not a curated record. NCBI's taxonomy places the organism in Eukaryota, Metazoa, Arthropoda, Insecta, Hymenoptera, Formicidae. Gene Ontology annotation, biological process: arachidonate metabolic process. The coding region runs from base 223 to 2208 and encodes 661 amino acids.
UUUCAGGGCUUGCUUUAGUAUCAACGAUCGUUCGAGAACGUACGGUCGGUUCUCUCUGAACUCACACCAGUCUUGUCUCGAUUACGUUAACGUCAAGUCGCACUCGAUUCGACGAAUCGAGAACUUGAUUUUUGGAAAGUUGAAAGAGACCAGGAGUUGAUCUUCGAGGUUGAUCUUAUUUGAUUUAUUUCUGCGAGAAAAAUACAGAAGAAGAUAUUUUUUAUGAGCUUUGCGAUGUCUUUCAGCAGAUAUACGACUCAUCGUCGAAAGUGUAUUUUGUUAACUAGACAACUUACGGAUAGCGCAACUGGUAAAGAUGCCAGUGGAAAUGUAACAAAUAUCACGAAUAAACUUUUAUCCUCCAUAAACGAUAUAAAAAAAGUCAAAAUGUCAAUGCCGAAUCAGUGGAAGCUCUUGUCACAAUUAAAGGAUUAUUUGAAUAAAAACUAUGAUAAAAAUCAAAUUAAUCUCUCCAAGGAUUGGUUGGAUACCUUGCAGAAAUUAACUUACUCACAGCUCGAAACAAUACGAAAAUUAUCAUCAGACUCUAUUAAAACUAUUAAAACUGAUGCAAGCAAGACCUCAGAUACAAAACAUAAGACCUCAGAUACAAAACAUAAGACCUCAGAUAUAAAAGAUAAAGAAAACAAUGAUUCAGAGAAUAUAAAAUUAACAUUCAUGUCUGAUCAAACAGAAUCUCUUGUAAAUAAUUCUACAAAGAUACAACCAAAAACGCAGCAGCAAACUUGUGAACAAAGCAUGCCUGAUAAUAAAAUAGAAUCAAAAGAAACCUUUACGGUGCCACAAAUUCUCUCUACAUUGUUUUUGAAGUUAUCCCCCAAAAGUACACAAAUAAAAACUACCAAACUAACUAUACCAAAGUGGAAAGUUCAUAGCACUAUUCCAAAGCAUAGUAUUGUCUCUCGCACGCGUCACGUCUUGAACAGUAUCGUAUCAGCCGAGUCAAAUGCUUCAAAGUGGCGCAGAAUCGAGGAUUUAUUGAUGCACAUCGAUCAGUAUCCGGAGGCGAGACAUUACGCUAUCAAAGAGGGUGCUAUUAAGAUUUUACUGCGAAUUCGUCAGAAGACGAAGGAUGAACAAAUUCAUGCAUCUAUUAGAGAGGCGUUGGCUGUAAUGGGUUAUAUUGAUCCUCCACCUGGUCGAGGCAUCAGAAUCUUGUCGAUCGACGGCGGUGGGAUUCGCGGAGUACUGGUUAUAGAGAUGUUGAAGAAAUUGGAAGAGCUCACAGGAAAAAAGACAUAUGAAAUGUUUGAUUACAUAUGUGGCGUCAGUACAGGCGCCAUUCUUACUUCUGUUUUGGUAUUACCAAAGGAUGCUUUGGAAGCGGGACACAAGAGAAAAUCAUUGGACGAAGUUUCGGGAUUAUACAAAGAGCUGAGCACCAGAGUGUUCACACAGAGUGCUAUAAAAGGCACAAGCAGUUUAGUUUGGAGUCAUGCUUAUUAUGACACUGCACUAUGGGAACAAUUAUUAGAGGAGCAUAUUGGCGAUAAAAUUCUUAUUAAAACCACGCGAGAUCCAAAAGCACCAAAGUUUUCAGCAAUAUCCGCCGUGGUGAAUCGCGGGAACGUCAUGGCUUAUGUAUUUAGAAAUUACACGUUACCGCACGGAGUGGAAAGUCAGUACAUGGGAUCUCAUAAAUAUAAGUUAUGGGAAGCCGUAAGAGCGUCAGCUGCUGCACCGAGUUACUUCGAGGAAUUUAAAUACGGCGAACAUCUUCAUCAGGAUGGCGGCAUUCUAGUGAAUAAUCCAUGCGCCGUGGCGAUUCACGAAGCCAAACAGCUAUGGCCAAAUAAUCCAAUUCAGUGUGUUAUAUCAUUCGGGACCGGUCGAAUCCCACAUCAUAUUCAUGAGAAUGAAUCUAUGGUGGUCGAGCUUUCGAGCUGGAGAGAAAAAUUCUACAAAAUUUUGGACAGCGCCACUGAUACAGAAGCUGUGCAUACGAUGCUGAAUGACCUAUUACCUGAUCAUAUCUACUUUAGAUUUAAUCCCUACUUGACGGAAAUGCUAUCAAUGGUGGAAAUUCGACCUGAAAAGAUCAGUCAAAUGGAACAGGAUGCAAGAAUGUACAUUCGUCGAAACGAAGAGAAAUUCCAAAAGGCUGCUACCGCUUUGCUGGAAAAACGACGAAUCCAGCAGAAAAUUGUUGAUUACAUUACACUACAAAAACAAUUAUUGGCUCCAUGAAAAGGAACAUAUUUCAUAUAUUGAUGUGCAUUUCACAAUACAAUCUGCAAAUAUCAUGGA